AGGGAGGAGCUUCUCCAUGAUUGGAGACCAARGAAGGUGUUCGUCGGAGGAAGGAGGUGUCGCAAGGACGAACGCGUCUAACCGCAAUAGAAACGUAAAAAUUAACAAAGAAUUAACUACUGGUUAACAUAAUUCUAGGAUUCAUCACAUUUAGCAGAUUCACCACCUAGCCACUAUCCGUUUUGUCAGCCGAGCUGCAAAUGGUGUGCAGCCAGUGUCCGCGGCCACUCUUGACCGAACCGCAAAAAAACUGCAGAAGAAGAAGACAUCGAAGGAGAAAGGGCAGCAGUGUAAACUUGUGAAUCCGUGUGCUGACUGGUGUAACUUUUUGCCUCAGCAACAGAAAAAAUGGUGUGUACUUGUGCGUUCCCAGGAUGCUCAAAUAAAGCGAAGUCCUUGUCGCCGUUUAAAUUUCACCGAAUUCCGUCAAAGGACGUGGACCUCCGAAAGUUGUGGCUUACAGCGAUGAAACGCGACGUCAACACGCCGCAGACUGCACUGAGACGGCUCCGGGUUUGCAGCGCUCAUUUCACGGACGAAGAUUAUACAGAACCAUCGGCUAACGAGAAGGGCCAACGCUUCCUAAAGGACUCUGCUGUUCCCUCCAUCCAGGUUUGCACCACCCCUAAGAAGAAGACCUCCACAUUAGCAUGUAAAGUAAAGCUUGUUCUUCAUGAUGGAGGUCCUGAACAAUCAUCCCAGAAACCUUCAGCCUCUGGUCACAAUCUGGAAAGGCCUGUAGUUAAAGCUGAGACAGAGUCUGCAGAUGAUGAGCCAAGUGGUGUCCCAGAAAGCGAGGCCUCAGAGGCGUCCAGCGACCCCCAAGAUAUGGAUUCAGAYGAGAACUGGGACCCAGACGAGGAGCUUUUGUCUCACGAUGAGCUUCCAGCUGAGUCUGAUGGGGAGAUCUCCGAGGAAGAGAAGAAAAUCCUUCCCAAACACAGACAGCUCUGCACAGACUGCGGGACCUUUUUUGACAAGCGAAAGCCUCACGUCUGUGAGCAUAAAGUCAAACCCUUUUCAUGUAUUAUUUGUGGAAAGAGGUUAAUAAAUGAGAUCGCUUUGAAGGCUCACUCAAGAAUACACGACGCAAACUAUGAGUAYCCCUGCAAAUACUGCCACGUGAAGUUCAAAACCAAAGCAGCCAAAAUGACUCAUCAACAGAUCCACCUGACUCAAGAGAAGCCGUAUAAAUGUCCCGACUGUUCGGAGGCAUUCGCMAGAUAUCCGGAGUAUAGAGCACACCUGGAGGAUCACAGAGGGUUAACGCAGUUAAAAUGUCACAUUUGUGGGAUGGAAUUCCGCCUCCAUUCCAGGCUUCGGAGGCAUUUAGUUGUACACACAGGUGAAAAGCCUUACAAGUGUGUGGUGUGUGAACGAGGCUUUAACCAGGCCGGGAAUCURAAGUCCCACAUGCGCCUGCACACRGGAGAGAAGCCUUUUCGGUGCCAGCUCUGCGACCAAGGCUUCAACCACAACGUGAGCUUGAAGAGUCACAUCCAGCGCCACCACACACCCGGCUCUGAAUACCAACAGAAGAAGACCAACAAAAGGAAACACGACAGCGGGGAUUACCAAGAUUUUUGGGAUAAAAGUCCAGACUCUUGGCUUGUCGAGUCAGAACAGGAUACAGACGAUGAUGUGCAGCUGAAAGAAGCGUUGUCUCCCAAAACUACAACAAAGAACACAGUUAGACCGAAAGGAAGGCCAAAGAAAAAUACAGCAGAUAACUUUUUACAAGCGGAAGGAACACAAGAACAGAGCUCAGACACUAAUGCUGCUAAAAUAAAUGAAACUGACYUUCCUUGAA
Austrofundulus limnaeus is the source of this 1810-nucleotide messenger RNA. Its product is annotated as zinc finger protein 160. The transcript has 3 exons. The record is from RefSeq and is a predicted model, not a curated record. Gene Ontology annotation, biological process: embryo development; regulation of transcription by RNA polymerase II. Gene Ontology annotation, molecular function: RNA polymerase II transcription regulatory region sequence-specific DNA binding; DNA-binding transcription factor activity, RNA polymerase II-specific. Gene Ontology annotation, cellular component: nucleus. NCBI's taxonomy places the organism in Eukaryota, Metazoa, Chordata, Actinopteri, Cyprinodontiformes, Rivulidae. Bases 349 to 1809 code for a protein of 486 amino acids.